GGUUUUUGAAAAUCCGCUGAUUGGCGGAGCAGCUGGAGACGCAACGUUCAAACUGCACAGACGGUAACAAGGAUAAAAGCGACGAACGACAAUGUUUAGACAGGCGAAGGGUAGAACCCCCCGCAGGCCUCCUAAAAAGUCUCCCAAUAACCACAAGGACACAGUUGGUGUGUAUUGUCGUGUGCGUCCUCUGGGGGAUAAAGAUGAGGAGUGCUGUAUUGAUGUUAUUAGCAACACUACUAUUCAGCUGCACGCACCUGAAGGAUUUAAAACUAAUCGCAAUGGAGAAUACAAAGAGACACAGUAUUCCUUCAAAAAAGUCUAUGGAGUUGCAACAUCUCAGAUGGAGCUGUUUGAUGAUAUUGCUGUUCCUCUUGUUGAUGACCUCAUCCAUGGAAAAAAUGGCCUUCUUUUCACAUAUGGAGUUACAGGGAGUGGAAAGACGUUUACCAUGACUGGUUCUCCAGGCCAGGGUGGACUUUUACCUCGUUCCCUUGAAAUGAUCUUCAACAGCAUAGGCCCAUAUCAGGCUAAAAGAUAUGUUUUCAAGCCAGAUGAUAAAAAUGGGAUGGAAGUCCAGAGUGAAGUUGAUGCUUUAUUGGAGCGCCAAAGGCGAGAAAACACCUUGAUUGUUCCUAAAACUCCCUCUUCCAGGCAAAAGCUUGAUCCUGAAUUUGCUGACAUGUUUAAGUCAAAUGAGGCCUGUAAAGCAGAAGGUGUGGAUGAGGACAGCAGCUACAGUGUCUUUGUUUCCUACAUAGAGAUCUACAACAACUACAUCUAUGAUCUCCUUGAGGAAAUCCAGGAUGACCUAAUAAAACCAAAGUGGAAUGGUGGAGGCACACCUGUGCGCCAGAACACUGAGUUCAUACCACCUCAAUCAAAAAUUCUCAGAGAGGAUCAGAACCACAACAUGUAUGUGGCUGGCUGUGUGGAGAUUGAAGUUAAGUCUGCUGAGGAGGCCUUUCAGAUAUUCUGGAGAGGCCAGAAGAAGAGGAAAGUUGCCAAUACUCGACUUAACCGAGAGUCCAGCCGUUCUCACGGUGUUUUCAUUGUUAAACUGGCUCAGGCACCACUUGAUGCAGAUGGAGACAACAUUCUUCAGGACAAGAACCAGGUAACUGUUAGUCAGCUUUGCUUGGUGGACCUGGCGGGGAGUGAGCGCACUGGCAGGACAGGGGCUGAGGGAACCCGUAUACGUGAAGCAGGUAACAUCAAUCAGUCAUUACUGAAUCUACGGACUUGCAUUGAAAUUCUGAGAGAGAACCAGAUGUGUGGAACAAACAGGAUGGUCCCUUACAGAGAUUCUAAAGUGACCCAUUUGUUUAAGAACUACUUUGAUGGCGAGGGCAAAGUCAGAAUGGUGGUCUGUGUCAAUCCCAAGGCUGAUGACUAUGAGGAAACUUUAUUGGUGAUGCGCUUUGCAGAAAUGACCCAGGAAGUGGAGGUGGCUCGGCCAAUAGACAGACCCAUCUGUGGCUUCACUCCAGGUCGUCGUCACAGAAAUCAGGCCUUUAAAGAGGAACUGUGCCGCAAGUUACAAGAGCAUGGUGGGCCAAUAGACAGAGAUGUGGCCUAUGUUAUGAGCCACCUGGUACACAGCCUGCCCCCCUUACCCUCCUGUGAGCUGACUGACCCCAGUGAUGACAUCACCCUGCCCAGACUGAUUGAAUGUCUGCAGGAGAGACAGAGGGUGUGGCAGAUAAUGAUUGAGGAGUGCCACAAAACAGCCAACACAAUGAAGUCUGUGCUUCAGGAAUUGGACUGCAACUUUGUGUCCAAAGACAAUGUUAUUCAGGAACAAAAUGCCAGGUUGUUAGAAAAGGACAGCAUCAUCGAAAGUAACAAGUCUGAGAUUGAGCGCUUAGAGAAAAAAGCGAAGAUGCAAGAACACAAGAUUGAGAUGUUACAAAAAGCUACAAAUAUCUACGAGGAAGACAAGCGUUCACUGCAGCAGGAGCUGGAAAGCAGAGAGCAGAGGUUGCAGAGGGAGUUAUCUGAGAAGAGGCGCAUGGAGCAGCGUAUGCACGGCAUGGUUACAGACACCCAGCUCAAGUGGAAGAGAGAAUGUGAGAGACGUGUUAAUGAAAUGCAGCUGGAGAUGCAAAACAAACUGUGGAUGAAAGAUGAGAAGCUGAAGCAGCUCAAGGCCAUUGUCACUGAAAGUAAAACAUCGGUUCGUCCCGAACCUCCACCACGCCAAACACAGCCUCAGCGGCCCUCCCGAGAGGAACACACUCCUGCAAAGCGAUCGGCCUCGCCCUCUCCUCUUCCUACUACGACCCCAGUGCGGCCACUGCAUCGCCGUUCCCGCUCAGCUGGUGGGGAGAAGUGGGUAGACCACAAGCCCUCUUCAAGCUUGGAUUUGGGUACAGUUUUGCAGCCUGUCAUCCCAAAUUCCAUCCAGGUGUCUGCUCCUAAUGAGAAAGUCCUGUCCAAGUGUGACAAAUAUAUGUUAACACACCAGGAGCUAGCCUCUGAUGGUGAAAUAGAGACCAAAAUUAUUAAGGGUGAGGUACUUAAAACUCGAGGAGGUGGUCAGGCUGUCCAGUUCACUGACAUAGAGACAUUGAGACAAGAGCUUACCACCAUUCCAAGCCGCAAGAGGAAAUCCUCGGAAACCCCCACCGAUGGUGUCCAAACAGAUGGUGCCGGGGUCAACAUUGAGGAGAGGUGCUCUUUGGCUUUGGAGAUGAAGGCUGGAUCAAAUAUGGGUCCUGGUUAUGAGCAUCAAGGAAUUAACAAGCGCAGAAAACCCUGAAAGCAGCUGCUGCGCUGAUCACUCCGCACCUCGCGGUUGUGCAAUAGUCUGUACUUUAUGUUCAGCACAAGUGAUAUUUAAGUUUUUUUUUCUUCACUUUUUGUUUUAAAUAUGCAAAAGUGUAUAUACAUGGGUCACCAAAGACUUUGUAAAAUAGUUAUUAUUGUUCCCAUAAAAACAUGUUAACUUGAUCCAGUAAAUAAUGGAUGCUGAGUCAGCGGUCUGACUGCUGACGUUAUUGUGUUUGCAUGUUUGUGACGUAGUUACACAACGUGAACUGCCACACAGAGUAACUUGAUAAGUGGAGACGUCAUGGUAUUUGGUUUUGUCAUCUGUAUGGUAUUGAGAUUCAAGUUGUUUGAAUAAUCUGUUGUUUUUGAUAUUUCUUUUUCUUUAUAUGUGACAUUUGCUUCUUUCACUCUUCAGCCUGCUUUCACUGGAAAUGCAGGAAUAAAAUCUUUUUGAAGCAA
Thalassophryne amazonica is the source of this 3231-nucleotide messenger RNA. It is a transcript of the gene kif23, whose product is annotated as kinesin family member 23. Gene Ontology annotation, cellular component: nucleus; kinesin complex; microtubule. The transcript has 23 exons. The record is from RefSeq and is a predicted model, not a curated record. Gene Ontology annotation, molecular function: microtubule binding; ATP hydrolysis activity; microtubule motor activity. Gene Ontology annotation, biological process: microtubule-based movement. Lineage: Eukaryota; Metazoa; Chordata; Actinopteri; Batrachoidiformes; Batrachoididae. The coding region runs from base 92 to 2761 and encodes 889 amino acids.